AUGAUUGAAGUCAUAUGUAACGAUCGUUUGGGUAAGAAAGUUCGUGUUAAAUGUAAUUCUGAAGAUACAAUUGGUGAUUUGAAAAAAUUAAUUGCCGCUCAAACGGGAACAAAAGCAGAAAAAAUUAUCUUAAAAAAAUGGUAUACAAUUUUCAAAGAUCAAAUAUCUCUAGCUGAUUAUGAGAUUCAUGAUGGAAUGAAUUUAGAAUUAUAUUAUCAAUAG
Didymodactylos carnosus is the source of this 222-nucleotide messenger RNA. The record is from the annotation of a GenBank genome assembly. Lineage: Eukaryota; Metazoa; Rotifera; Eurotatoria; Philodinida; Philodinidae.